Molecule: messenger RNA, 813 nt
Organism: Dioscorea cayenensis subsp. rotundata (Guinea yam)
Lineage: Eukaryota; Viridiplantae; Streptophyta; Magnoliopsida; Dioscoreales; Dioscoreaceae
Exons: 1
Coding region: 1-813 (270 amino acids)
Source: RefSeq, a predicted model, not a curated record
AUGACUGCCCAAUGUGCCUUCAAGGGUUGUCAAUGGCGUAUUCAUGCAUCAAAAGAAGGCAAUAAAGAGAUGUUUAGAAUCAAGAUGAUGUAUCUAACACACAUAUGCAGCGGCGAUAUUGGCACGAUUUUGCACCCAAAAGCAUCCAAAAAAUGGGUCAAUGCAUGUGUGAUACAGAAGCUGAAAGACCACCUAUUGUACAGGACUAUUGACAUUCAACGUGAUAUGUUACAAGAUCACGGUGUUAAUCUAUCGUAUAAGCAAGACUGGUUGGGGAAAGAGGUUACUCAUGGUGUUCUUCAUGGCAGUGAACUGGAGAGCUAUAACCUACUUAUAUGGUAUGCAAGUAAGAUCAUGGAGACGAACCUUGGUAGUAUUGCUAUUGUCGAUAAGGAUGAAAAUCGGUUUAGGCACAUGUUUUUCUCCUUUUAUGCAUGUAUUAUUGGCUUUAAAAGUAGUUGCAGGCCCUGGUUGUUCAUUGAUGGUACUCACUUGCUCGGAAAAUACGGGGGCACUUUACUGGGUGCCACAAGUAAAGAUGGGAACGACGGCUUCCUCCAUGUCACAUUUGUUAUCGUGGACAACAAAAUGGACUCCAACUGGACGUGGGUUCUAUUAAAGCUCGGGGAUGCAUUAAACGAGGAUAAUGAUUAUAUGAAGAUUAUUACAUUCAUCUCUGACAAAUCGAAUGGCCUCAUCAGUGCCAUCGUGAAAGUCUUUCCUUCUUCCCCACAUGCAUAUUGCUUUAGGCACUUGGAAGUGAAUUUUAUGAAAGGGAAUAUUAUAUUUUGGAAGAAAUUGAAAAAGGACUGA